Sorex araneus (European shrew) is the source of this 3505-nucleotide messenger RNA. RefSeq names its product DEAD-box helicase 51 (gene DDX51). Lineage: Eukaryota; Metazoa; Chordata; Mammalia; Eulipotyphla; Soricidae. The transcript has 14 exons. Gene Ontology annotation, molecular function: nucleic acid binding; ATP binding. Bases 44 to 1939 code for a protein of 631 amino acids. Gene Ontology annotation, cellular component: nucleus. The record is from RefSeq and is a predicted model, not a curated record.
UCGUCAUCGGGGCGCGCCGGGCCGGAGCGCGUCGGCCUCAGGCAUGGCGCUCUUCCACGUGGAGCGGUACCCGGGCCCCGAGGGCGCCGGGGCGGAGGCGGGGACCGAGGCGGGCGCGGAGGCGCGGGCCCGCGCGCUGCUGGAGCGGCUGCAGUGCCGGGCUCGGGAGCGGCAGCAGGAGCGGCGACAGGAGCAGCGGCAGGAGCAGCGGCAGGAGCCCGCGCAGAGCUCGGAGCCCGCGGGGCGGCGGCGGCGGCGGCGGCCGCGCCGGUCGCGGGGCGGCGCGGGCGGCGGGAUCCCGGGGAGCCCGCGAGCGCCGCCCAGCAAGCGGCGGAAGGAGGACGGCGGGGCCGCGGCGCCGCCUAGCAAGCGGCGGAAGGAGGACGGCGAGGCCGCACCGCCCCCCGCGCUCGGCCCGCUGCUCGGGGGCCGCCCGAGGACCAAGACACCCAAGGUGCAGCCGUUCCUGCCGGCGUGGCUGGCAGAACCCAGCUCCGUGGGGAAGAACGUCACGGAGCACCUAGUGCCUCUGGAGGCCCUUCCUGAGGUCCACCCCGAGCUGCAGCGGAAGCUUCGUGCACACGGCAUCUCGGCCUACUUCCCAGUUCAGGCAGCGGUGAUCCCCGCCCUUCUGCACAGCACGGCCAACGGUUUUCUGGUGGGCAGAGGCGGUUUCCAGCCUAGCGACAUGUGCGUGUCGGCGCCCACGGGCAGUGGGAAGACGCUGGCGUUUGUCAUUCCGGUGGUGCAAGCACUACUUAGCCGUGUUAUAUGCCGGGUUCGGGCUCUGGUGGUGCUACCGACCAAGGAACUGGCACAGCAGGUGAGCAAAGUCUUCAACAUCUACACAGACGCCACCCCACUGCGGGUGGCCCUGGUCACUGGCCAGAGGGCGCUGGCCAAGGAGCAGGAGAGCCUGGUCCAGAAAACAGUGGACGGCUUCCGCUGCCUGGCUGAUAUCGUGGUGGCCACCCCCGGCCGCCUGGUGGACCACAUUGACCAGACCCCAGGUUUCAGCCUUCAGCACCUCCGGUUCCUGGUCAUUGAUGAAGCAGACCGGAUGAUGGACAGCAUGCACCAGUCCUGGCUGCCCCGGGUGGUGGCAGCAGCCUUCCCGAGUGGGGGCUCCAAGGACACAUUGGGUCUGCUUCAGCGCAGGCAGCUCCAGGCCAUGACUGCUGCCAGCACCUGCCAACCCCAUAUGCCGCUGCAGAAGCUGCUCUUCUCGGCCACUCUGACCCAGAACCCUGAGAAGCUUCAGCAGCUUGGCCUCUACCAGCCUCGGCUCUUCUCCGCGGGGCUAGCGCCUAGUGGUCUCGAAGACUCUGAUGGGGAUGGGGGCUGUGAGGGGAAGUAUGCCUUCCCCGUGGGUCUGACGCAUCAUUAUGUGCCCUGCAGGCUGCGCUCCAAGCCGCUGACCCUGCUGGCCAUGCUUCAGGGCCAGAACCUCUCCAGGGUGCUCUGCUUCACGAACUCUCGUGAGAACUCGCACAGGCUCUUCUUGCUUGUCCAAGCCUUCGGGGGAGUGACAGUGGCUGAGUUCUCCUCUCGCUACGGGCCCGGCCAGAGGAGAGCCAUCCUGAAGCAGUUUGAGCAGGGCAAGAUCCAGCUACUCAUCAGCACAGAUGCCACAGCUCGUGGUAUCGACGUGGAGGGCGUGCAGAUGGUGGUCAACUAUGACGCGCCUCAGUACCUGCGGACCUACGUGCACCGGGUGGGGAGAACAGCCCGCGCUGGCAGGAGGGGUCAGGCAUUCACACUGCUGCUCCGAGUGCAGGAGAGGAGGUUCCUCCGAAUGUUGGCCGAGGCUGGAGUGCCUGAGCUGCAGCGGCACGAGACUCCGGAUGGCGACAUGCAGCCCUUGGUCCCACAGUAUGAGGCGGCCCUGGCGCAGCUGGAGCAGGCUGUCAAGGAAGAGCGAGCCCAGAAGGCGGUGUAGGUGGGACUUUGGGGGCCAGCCGAGGGCCCUCUGCAUCCUGAAGCUUCCUGUUGUCUCGCCCCGCCUCCCUCCCAAGAGCGUUGACUGAUGUCUAAGCUGGCUGUGAGGGAUUCACAGUGGAAAGGAGCUUGUCCCUAGCUCUGGGCCCCUCAGUCUCUCAUUGGGGUGGUCUUUCUAGAAAUGAGUUAAAAUUGGACUGGCAAUAAGGUGUCUAUUCUGGUUUGGCUACUACUUGGGGAUAACUUUAAGAUCAUCUGUGAAAUGGGUCUCCUCACUCCAGAGAAUCUCUCAGUUCUGUCACUUCCUAGGCUGCACUGCUGUGAGGGGAUCUGAGGAUGGAAGCGGGAGCAGCCAUGAAGUAGGGCCUGGACACACCAUACGAAAUGUGCGUGUCCCUGCCGGUGGUGGAGCACCUGGAAGAGUGCUCCCCACCCCGCAGGCCGUAAACUUGCCACUGCUGUUCUUGGGGUGGCAGAAAGGGGUGCAGUCCCCACUUUUGCUAGUAGGGGCAGCAGCAUGGUUGUGGUGGCACAGGGGGAGUUGAUGGCAGACACAGGCAAGCCCAGGGGCAGCAUGUCCUUGGGAUCAGGAUGUUCAGGGCAGGUGGCUCUGUGGGGGCACGCAAUGAUGCCGCAGGAGCAGGCUUGAGGUUCUUCAGUCCCGAGAUAAUGAGACUACUUUGGCCUUAUGAUUUGUUUACACCAGUCUCACAAGGACCAGUGUCCUGGGGCCAGAGAGGCUGUUGGGAACGAGCGUGCAGGCUGGCAGGUGGCUUGGUUCAUAGCCCCCACCCCCCCCGCCCACAAAGAGAGAUGUUGGAAGAGCUUUUAAAUGGGCUUAGCGGACAACACAGUUCAAAGUGAAUAAUCUGGAAAGAAACUGGGCUGAGCUCUGGUUACGUGCCCCAGCACUCUGUGGGCCCCUGAGGACAGAGCCAGGAGUAGCCCCAGCUCCACCAGUGUGGCUCCAAGGAUAAGCAGGACGCAUCUAGUGGGAUGGGGCACACCCUAAUUGAAGCAGCUCCAACUGCAAGUGCUUCAUUCAACCCACGCUCAACCGGCCUGACACUUUUUAAAAGACAAAAAACACUGUCUAAACAAGCAGGUUUUUAAAGCUUAGCUCAAGGCUAAAGCAGUUGCCCUGCAUGCAGCAUGCCCUGGCUUGAUCCCCAACACUGCCAGGAGUGACUCCUGAGCACUUACCAGCAAUUAAGUACCCCUAAAACCCAGCAAUUGAGUUGACAUUGGCUUAAUUUCAGCAGAAGAAAAACACAAGUUUCUUCACAUACUGCUUGAUUGGCCUUUUAGUUUUCCUUUUGGAGUUUUCUUUGGGGCCAUAUCCAGCGAUCCCUCAUGAGGAUUCACAGGUGAGGGUUGGGGGACCCUGUAGAGGCCAGGGAUUGAACCUGGUUUGGCUGCAUGCAAGUGCCUGAACUGCUGUACUGUAACUCUAGCCCUGUUCUUGCAAGUCUUCUGUAGCUUGUUUCUUUUACGUGCUCUGAGCUUUGGAUGGCUGACCUGGGUAACUUGAAAUACACAUUUCAAUAAAAGUAAAUUAAUCACGUUA